Eucalyptus grandis is the source of this 1179-nucleotide messenger RNA. Its product is annotated as gamma-glutamyl peptidase 5. The record is from RefSeq and is a predicted model, not a curated record. Gene Ontology annotation, cellular component: cytosol. Bases 198 to 947 code for a protein of 249 amino acids. NCBI's taxonomy places the organism in Eukaryota, Viridiplantae, Streptophyta, Magnoliopsida, Myrtales, Myrtaceae. The transcript is spliced from 3 exons.
CAUCUCAUGGCCAAGAUCUCCCGUCUCCUUCGUCCUCUAUAAAGGCCAUCUCUCCUCCUCCGUUUCUCUGCACAUCGAAUUCACACACAUCUACAAAAAGAAGGUACACACACUCUCUUCCUCCCACUCUCUCAGACAUUCUUGUUGCAAGAUUCGGACAUACCCGGAUUGUCCCAAGCAGGCUUCUUGGCUCCAAAAUGAAGGCUACAUCGCAGAAAAGAUACGCCCUUUUGCUCGCGGCGAGAGACUCGGACUACGUGAAGGAAGUCUACGGCGGGUACUUCAACGUGUUCGUCGCGGCCUUCGCAGAGGACUGCGAGAAGUGGGACCUGUACAGGGUCGUGGAUGGGGAGUUCCCGGACAUGGACGAGCUCCACAGGUACGACGGGUUCGUCAUCAGCGGGAGCCCUCACGACGCUUAUGGCAAAGACUGCUGGAUCCUCAAGCUCUGCCUCCUUUUGCAGACUCUCGAUGCCAUGGACAAGAAGAUCCUCGGGAUCUGCUUCGGCCACCAGGUGCUUUGCAGAGCAUUGGGUGGCAAAGUUGGGAAAGCACACACUGGGUGGGACAUUGGGCUGAGGAAGGUGAGGAUUGUGAAGGAUUUGUUCCCAUGCGGGUACUUGAAUAAGAUGGACGAUAUACCACCAGCUCUGUCCAUCAUUGAGUGCCAUCAAGAUGAGGUGUGGGAGCUCCCAACUGGUGCUGAAGUCAUUGCGUUCUCCGACAAAACCGGCGUCGAGAUGUUCGCAGUUGGUGAUCACAUUCUCGGUAUUCAGGGCCACCCUGAGUACACCAAAGAUAUUCUCUUCAACCUCAUCGACCGCCUUCUCAACAACGGCUGCAUCGAGAAAGGUUUCGCUGAAAAUGCCAAGUUUGCGUUAGAGAUAGCCGAGCCAGAUCGGAAGUGCUGGGAGAGGAUCUGCAGAAACUUUCUCAAGGGAAGAUAGAAGGAUUGCAUACAGUUCUAUAUUUUAUUUUACAGGUUCAAUUUUUGUUUCCUUCAGAAACGAUACACGAGCCUCUUUCAUGUGGUAAAGGUAUAUAUACGUUUUCCAACGACCGGCUUAUACAUAUCUGCCCGAACAAAUGUUAGCUAUUGACAUAACUUAUUGGUUGUGUCUACAUUUGGAUAAUCAAUCCAGAAAAUAUUUUCCACCGCUAUUUAUUCCUACUUCAAAG